Penicillium maclennaniae is the source of this 1287-nucleotide messenger RNA. RefSeq names its product cytochrome and DOMON domain-containing protein. The transcript has 4 exons. The record is from RefSeq and is a predicted model, not a curated record. Lineage: Eukaryota; Fungi; Ascomycota; Eurotiomycetes; Eurotiales; Aspergillaceae. Bases 1 to 1287 code for a protein of 428 amino acids.
AUGCUACUGUCCACCGGAAGUGGAGUCGUACAAUUCCUUCUAGGUUUUUCUCCACUCUUCGCCAUUGCAUCUGCCGCAUCCAACUCCAAUGCCGCGAGCAUUUUUAACUAUUCUCUGAAACAAAACUCGAACUUCACUUUUGCAUUGAAUAUCCCCGAUGGCUCCUCCGAUCUAUACUUCCACCUGUCUGGCCCGACCGACUACUCGUGGGUUGCUGUUGGAACAGGAAGUAGGAUGAAAGACUCGCUCAUGAUCGUGGUCUACUCCAGCGCUGAUGGAAAGAACGUCACUGUCAGCCCUCGAUACUCUUCUGGUGAACAGGAACCGGUAUAUUCGCCUUCACUUGUGGUCGAUAUUCUGGAUGGAACUGGUAUCUUUAAUAAUUCCAUGAUCGUGAACGCCCGAUGUUCGAACUGCACAAGUUGGGCGACCGGAUCGCUGGAUCUACAGUCCACGUCCCAGUCUUGGAUUUUUGGACUAGGUCCGACAGGCGGCGAGGCUGCCAUGCUACGCAGUAACUCCAAGACAGCUAGCAUAGAGCGACACUCAAAAUAUGGCGUCUUCACUAUGGACAUGGUCCACGCCAAAGGGGGUCCAGGUGGACUACCAACCUCUUAUACGACCUCGGUUGGCUCAGCAUCCAGCGAGCCGGUAACCAACGACAGCAACUGGCCUAGCAUCAUUCACGCUCUGUGUCUUUGUGUAGCACUCAUUCUCUUAAACCCUGCCGGGGUCAUUCUUCUCCGAGUCAUUCCUAAAAGUGUCCGCUGGCACUGGAUCAAUCAAACCUUUUCUUCGGCCAUCGCUAUUGUCGGCAUUAUCGUCGGGUUUUACCUCAGCACGAUGUUCACCAAGUCGCAAUCAUACGGCUCCGCGCACCAGAUCUUGGGAAUUUUGAUACUACUCGCUAUUCUCGCUCAAUGGGGAAUGGGAGGCUGGCAUCAUCUUGUCUACAGAAGAACCCAGUCGCCAACCAGAUUUGGUGUUGUCCACCGUUAUUUUGGAUAUGUUAUCUUCUUCUUUGCUGUCGUCAACGGCGGCAUCGGACUUACCUGGUCCUAUGCGUCAAAGUCUGUUGUAAUUGGGUACUCCGUUGUUGCGGCUAUAAUCAGCAUCGGACUUAUCGCUGUCUUUUCUUGGGCCCGAUGGAAUGCUAGACGCGACCAGAAAAGCCCUUUCAGUGACUCCUUCCAGCUCAGGGGAUAUCAGCGGGGCGACGACUCCGACAGUUAUCUGGGUCAGGAUACGGAAAGGGUUUUGGCUUCUGAUUCCAGAGAUUAUCGGUGA